AUGAAAUUCUUUGCCGUUCUUGCCUUCGUAGCUGGCACCUUGACUGCUCCCACAGACCGGCUCGUUGUGCAUGAGCGACGGGAUGCACUGCCCAGUGCGUGGAGGGAGACGAGCCGUGUGCAUGAGAAGACGAUGCUCCCAGUUCGUAUCGGUCUGACGCAGCAGAACCUGGAUAUCAGCCACGAUCUGCUCAUGGAAGUAUCGAACUACUCCUCGCCCCGGUAUGGACAGUACUAUUCCGCGCAGGAGGUGUAUGAUAUCUUCGCACCGUCUGAGGAAAGCAUCUCCGCCGUGCGUGGCUGGUUAGAGUCCGCAGGAAUCGACGCCCACCGUAUCUCCCUCUCGACAAAUAAGCAGUGGUUACAGUUUGACGCUGAGGCGGGGGUGCUCGAGAACGUCCUGGAUGCUGAAUACUAUCUCUACUCACACUCGGACACGGGGAUGUCCCACGUUGCUUGCCGGGAGUACUCGCUGCCGGAGUCUGUUCGCGCGCACGUCGACUAUAUCACGCCGGGUGUCAAGCUGUUGAAGGUCAGCGGUGCAGCCAAGGCGACGAAAAGAGGUAGUUUCGAUCUCAAGACAGAUCCCUCAAAAGCGAAGUCGUUGAAUGUGUCUUUGGAUUCGUUGGCUUCGUGCGAUACAUCAGUUACUCCAGCCUGUAUCAGAGCCAUGUAUAACAUCUCGGAAGGAACCAAGGCGACACCUAACAACGAACUGGGCAUCUUCGAGUGUCUGGGAGAUAUCUACAGCCAGGAGGAUCUGGACCUCUUCUUCAGCACUUUGGCUCCGAACAUCCCCAACGGCACACAUCCGAUUCCAAACCUGAUCGACGGCGCCGUGGACACCGUUCCGGUCAGCGAAGCCGGGGGCGAGUCGAGCAUCGAUUUCCAGGUCUCGUACCCGAUCAUCUGGCCGCAGAACAGCGUGCUCUACCAGACCGACGACCCGGUGUACGAGGCGAACUACACGUUCCGCGGCUUCCUGAACAACUUCCUCGACGCGAUUGACGGCUCGUACUGCACCUUCUCGGCGUACAACGAGACGGGCAACUCGCCGCUGCUGGACCCGCCGUACCCAGACCCAGCGCCGGGAGGGUACAAGGGCACCCUGCAGUGCGGCGUCUACCAGCCGACAAACGUCAUCUCCAUCUCGUACACCGAGGUCGAAGCCGACCUGCCCAUCUCGUACCAGCGCCGGCAGUGCCUCGAGUGGCUCAAGCUCGGAUUACAGGGAGUCACCGUGGUGAUCGCGUCGGGCGACGCCGGCGUCCAGGGUGUUCCGGGAGACCCGACCCCCAGCGGCUGUCUGGGCGUCAACCACACGAUCUUUGUCCCCUAUUUCCCUGUGAACUGCCCGUACACAACCGUCGUGGGAGCCACGUAUCUGCCCGCGGGGGCGUCUGUGUCUUCCUCGACAGGAAGUGCUGCGGAGCAUGCAUCUGCAGACUUCCCCUCCGGCGGCGGGUUCAGCAAUAUCUUCGCACGACCGGCGUACCAGGCUUCCGCCGUGGAGGCAUACCUAGCUGCCAACCCGCCGCCGUUCCCAUCUUACGCCAGCAUCAACAACGACUCCUUCGGCGCGGACGGCGGGGUGUACAACCGGAUCGGGCGCGCGUACCCGGACGUGUCUGCCGUGGGCGAGAACCUGGUGAUCUCGUACCGCGACGUUCUGGUCCAUCUCGGCGGCACGUCCGCGUCGGCACCCAUCUUCGCGGCGGUGCUGACACGCAUCAACGAGGAACGCCUGGCGCGCGGGAUGUCGACGGUGGGGUUCGCCAACCCAGCGCUGUACGCGAAUCCGCAGGCGUUCCACGACAUCACCGUGGGGAACAACUCGGGCUGUGGCACGGCAGGCUUCUCGGCGGCGCAGGGGUGGGAUCCAGUGACGGGAUUGGGGACACCAGACUAUCCGAAGCUGCUGGAGGUGUUUCUUGGUAGUUAG
Penicilliopsis zonata CBS 506.65 is the source of this 1941-nucleotide messenger RNA. RefSeq lists its product as hypothetical. The record is from RefSeq and is a predicted model, not a curated record. The transcript has 4 exons. Gene Ontology annotation, biological process: proteolysis. Gene Ontology annotation, molecular function: serine-type endopeptidase activity; tripeptidyl-peptidase activity. The coding region runs from base 1 to 1941 and encodes 646 amino acids. NCBI's taxonomy places the organism in Eukaryota, Fungi, Ascomycota, Eurotiomycetes, Eurotiales, Aspergillaceae.